AUGAGCACCUUUCUCGGUGCCAACUGCUGUCUUCGCGCCGCCCCGGCCCUGCGGCGCAACCUGCAGAAGCAGGCCCGGGCCGUGAGCUCCAGUGCUACCAGAGGAACCAUGCCCGAGCCCGUCGCCGGCCCAGCCCGGCUUUUCUCUUCGAUAUGGAUUUCCCCACGACAUCAAGGUCCUAAAGAGCAUGCGAGGACCUUCGCGCGAAACCAGCCCCAACAGCCAUGGCGCAUCUCCACGCGGCGCAUCGGGCAGCAGACGAGGACCUUCUUCGGGUCCUCGCGCGUGGUGACAAACUACGUUGACCUGCCUCCCGGGUACGAAGAUGGAGAGGGCCUGCCCUUCAGCAAGGAUGACGAACUGGACAAGGCCACCGUAACCACCAUCUUCGGGGGCUCCGCGGACAUGACGCCCUGGAGGGCCAACAAGCUGCUCAGGAUCCUGCACGGCCGUAGGGUCGCCGGCAGCCUCGAGGACCCGGAGGUGCGGGCCAACACCGCCAGCUUCACGGACCGGGAGAUCAAGCAGGGGCUCGACUGGCUCCGCGCGCAUGUACCCGUCGACGAGAUCACCAACGCGGGACUGAGGGCGGAGGACGAGCUGCGGGUUCUGGAGAGCGCAGCCGAGUCGGAGGCCGGCGCAGACGGCCCUGCCGGGGAAGACACGAGUGCCGGUAGGAAAUCAAGCCCCUGGCUGUACAGAGAGACCGGCGACAAGAACGUCUACGGGGAGAGCAUCAUCGACAAGAUCCGCGCGCGCAACGUGGCCAGGCGCGAGGCCGAGGAGAAGGCGCUGGAGGAGAAGCGCAAGCUCGAGGAGGAGGCGGGCCAGCAGAACUGGGGCGGCCUUUCGACCACGCAAGGCGGAGGCGCCCGCCAGGUCGCCAUGAGCGCCAAGGAGGAAGCCUACCGCGCCGAAGCGACCUCGGGCCUUGAGGCGCCGCCCGAGACCCCGAGGUGGCGCCUCCUGCUGCCGACGACCGUCUUUGUGGCCGCGCUGGUGCCGCUGCUGUGGUGGGCGUCGGGCUUCUACAGCGUGCCGCCCGAGGACCGGCGGCUCGUGCCGUGGCUGACGCAGGGGAACGCGACUGUGUACGCGCUGAUGCUGGCGAACCUGGCCGUGUUCGUGGCGUGGCGGCGCAUGGGGGCGUGGAAGUUCCUGAACAAGCACGCCAUCCUGGACAUGGUCGAGCCGCGGCCCCACGGCGCCGUGACCGCCAUCUUCUCGCACCAGGCGGCCUCGCACCUCGCCGAGAACAUGUUCGUGCUCUGGCUGCUCGGCGGCCUGCUCCUCCACGGCGGCGACGCCAGCCGCGCCGAGUACCUGGCCGUCUUCGUCGGGUCCGGGGCCGCGGGCUUCCUCGCAUCGCUGUACAAGUGCGUGCUCACGCGCCACCUGACCUACGGCCUCGGCGCCUCCAGCGCCGUGUUCGGCGUCAUCUGCUGCUACUUCUGGCUGCACCGCUUCGAGGGCUUCAAGAUCCUCGACCUGCCGCCCGACCCGGCCAACGGCAUACAGGGGCUGGGCAUCAUCGGCCUCAUCGUGGGCCUGAACCUGAUCCCGAUUUUCAGGCGGCUGCCGGGCCAGAAGGACUGGAUCUCGCACCUGGCUGGUAUCGCGACGGGGAUCGGGUUCGCGAGGUUGAUAGAGGAAAGACGAGAGGGCGAGAAGAAGAACGAGGAACCCAAUCUGGAAGGGGAGAGCGCCAACAGAGGUAGCGAGGACAAGGCUAAGGGCAAGCAGAACUCAUGA
Messenger RNA from Diaporthe citri, 1752 nucleotides. RefSeq lists its product as uncharacterized. Gene Ontology annotation, cellular component: membrane. Gene Ontology annotation, molecular function: serine-type endopeptidase activity. Bases 1 to 1752 code for a protein of 583 amino acids. NCBI's taxonomy places the organism in Eukaryota, Fungi, Ascomycota, Sordariomycetes, Diaporthales, Diaporthaceae. The transcript has a single exon. The record is from RefSeq and is a predicted model, not a curated record.